UACUGUAUAUAUUUUCAAGUCAAAAAUUGAAUCAAUUGUAUAAAAUCAAAAAUAUGUAUAGGGAAAUUUGAUAUUGACCCAAAUAUUCCUACAAUCUACAAUGCUCUGAAAAAAUGAGAAAAUAUCUCUUGAACGAUACACGUGGGAUAUUGUAAUGUUAUUGUUUUAAUAAACUAUUCUAAUACUUGAACAAAAAUGGGAAUAGACAAGCAAGAAGUGCAUCGAGCUGGCGGAUUUAAACAAAUAAACAAGCAACACAAAACCGGUAGACAUCGUAGUAAAGGCUCGAUAAGUAGCGAUGUCAAAGGAAAAGUUGGGGUAAAAGUUGUGUCAAAACGUAUACACAGAAUUCUUGGCAAGGAGGCACGAAGGCAUCAGUCUUCUCAAAUUAGGAAAAAGAAGAGAGAAGAUGUAUUGCAACAGAAAAGAAAUCUUGGCGGAUCUCAAUCUGCACCUAUUCUUAUUUGCGUUGUUCCGUUACAAGAGGAUGUAGACAUUCAAAAUGUGUUAUCGAGAUUAACAAAAAUAGAUGAAACUAUAAAUAUUGCUAACAGCCAAUGUGGUACAACGCAUAUAAGCGUUCCUAGAUUCAAGCAACGCUUCUCAAUUGUGGUACCACCAAUUGGCAACUUGUUUGCCACAUUAGAUGCAGCAAAAGUAGCUACAUCUAUCGUGUUCGUUAUUUCUGCUAUAAAUCACAGUGAUAAUAGUCAAAGAGACGAAAUUCUUGAUGAAUGGGGCAAGACAGUCAUUAUGGCAUGUGUAGCUCAAGGCUUGGCUACUCCUGUAGUAACACUUACGAAUGUUGAAAAUCUUCAUGUGAAGAAACGUCAAGAUUACAAAAACCGUGUACAGUCAGCAGUUUCUAGGUGGCUUCCUGAAGAGAAAAUUUGUCAGUUGGAUACACCUACCGAUGCUUUAAAUAUUUUAAGACGAGUCGGAUCUCAAAAACAAAGAACCAUAUCUUACAAAAAUAAGAGAGCUCAUCUGUUAGCCGAGGAAGUAAAAUUUAAAUGUAAUAAAGACUGUACGGAACUUGGAACUCUUAUGGUCUCAGGAUACCUUAGAGAAGUGCCGCUAUCAGUCAAUGGUUUAAUACAUAUACCUGGAUUUGGAGAUUUUCAAAUGUCUCAAAUUGAUGCUCCCGAAGAUCCAUAUCCAAUAGAAAAGAAACAAAGAAAACAUUGCGAUGCAAUGGACGAUGAACCAUCCACCAGGGUUCUUGAACGUGCAAAUCCAGAGAAACAAGAAUCUCUUGAAAGCGAAAAUAUACCUGAUCCUAUGGAUGCUGAACAAACUUGGCCUACAGAAGAAGAAUUGGCCCAAGCGGUAGCUGCUCAGAAGAAAAAAAUUUUAAAGAAAGUUCCAAAAGGAACUUCUGAAUACCAAGCAGCUUGGAUCCCUGACGAAGAUGGAGAGGAAUUAAGCAAUGGAUACUCGGAUGAUGAAUCAGAAGACAAGAUGUCUGUGGACGAAGCAAAAUCUCAAGUGGACAGUGAAGCAGAAGCAGAAGAAGAUGAAGAAUAUGAAACAAUUACUGUCUCAGAAGCAGCUCCCGAUGAACAACGGUACGACCAAGAUAUUGAUAUAAUAGAAGAAAAAACAGCCAUGGAGAAAUUAAAAUUAGCAAAAUUGGAUGCUCAAUUUCCUGACGAAGUGGAUACGCCUCAAGAUAUCUCAGCUAAAGUGAGGUUCCAAAAAUAUCGUGGAUUGGAAUCAUUUAGGACAAGUUCGUGGGAUCCAAAAGAAAAUCUUCCAAUCGAUUAUGCUCGGAUAUUUCAAUUUCAGAACUUUGAUCGAACGCGUAAACGUAUAUUUAAAGAAUCUCAAAAUAUUGAAGGAGCUAUGCCUGGUUGGUAUAUCACGAUUUAUGUUACAAAUGUUAGGCGAGAUCUUUUCACUACAUUUUGUACAUUGGAAAAUCGCCCGUUAAUUGUAUUUGCUUUACUUCCGAAUGAGCACAAGAUGUCCGUUUUAAAUUUGGUACUAAAACAUACCAAUAUUAGUCCGCAACCAAUCAAAUCUAAGGAACGAUUAAUAUUUCAAUGUGGAUUCAGAAGAUUCACUGCGUGUCCAGUAUUUAGUCAACAUACAAAUGGAAAUAAACACAAGUAUGAACGAUAUUUUCAACCGGAGAGUACAAUUGUCGCAAGUAUGUACGCGCCAAUUAUUUUUCCACCUUGCCCAGUUUUAUGCUAUCUUGAAAGAUUGAACGGAUCAUUGGAAUUGAUUGCAACCGGUAGUGUUUUGUCUGCAAAUCCAGAUAGAAUAAUUGUAAAAAGGGUAGUUCUCAGUGGUCAUAUAUACAAAGUAAAUAAACGAUCAGCAGUUAUAAGAUUUAUGUUCUUUCACCGAGAGGACAUAAAUUGGUUUAAGCCGGUUCAACUACGAACAAAAUACGGUCGUAGAGGUCAUAUAAAAGAACCAUUAGGUACGCACGGUCAUAUGAAAUGUGUAUUUAAUGGUCAAUUAAAGUCACAAGACACAGUUUUAAUGAAUUUGUAUAAACGAGUCUUUCCAAAGUGGACAUAUGAACCUUUAUUGUUAACACAGUCACCGCAUCAAGAAGAGGGCAUGAACGUGGAAUAAGAUCCAUCGAUCGAUAAUUUCAAUGUAAAUACAAACGUACAUGAAUAAUUUUUGAAAAAUAAAAUUUUUUCGUUAAUUUCACGAUUUAUAAA
Molecule: messenger RNA, 2681 nt
Organism: Hylaeus anthracinus
Lineage: Eukaryota; Metazoa; Arthropoda; Insecta; Hymenoptera; Colletidae
Gene: Tsr1
Product: pre-rRNA-processing protein TSR1 homolog
Exons: 12
Coding region: 196-2589 (797 amino acids)
Biological process (GO): ribosome biogenesis; endonucleolytic cleavage of tricistronic rRNA transcript (SSU-rRNA, 5.8S rRNA, LSU-rRNA); maturation of SSU-rRNA from tricistronic rRNA transcript (SSU-rRNA, 5.8S rRNA, LSU-rRNA)
Cellular component (GO): preribosome, small subunit precursor; nucleus
Molecular function (GO): U3 snoRNA binding; GTP binding; GTPase activity
Source: RefSeq, a predicted model, not a curated record